AGCGCGCUCCGACCCUCCUCACCCGCUAAUUUACUCAGUCAACAUUUGAACUUGUGAACCGCUCGCUCGCCCGCCUCGACGAUUUCACCGGGGGAUACCGAGCCGGUGGCUGGGAAGGCAAGAUGUCGGCAUAGCUGAUUGAUGUGAUAUACGGCUGUGUCACAUCGAGCCAGCUCAAUCCACCGGCGUUCGUCGAUACGAAGAAAGAAGAUUUAAAUUUUCCCGGAACGCUCCCGAACGGACGAAGAAAUUCGGAUCGCUCCCGUAACUUUCCACCGGGAGAGGGCGCCCUCUCCUGACAGCUGUCAUUUUGCGCUUUCGCUGGCUCGGCCGUGGGUUGUUGGGAUUAUUUUUAUUUUUAUCACUCACGACGAUGUUCCCGUAAAGUGUGACCGGCUGUGCACGCGCGUGACGAAACGAUACGAAAACACGACGAAAGGAUGGCGAACGACGAGGUGUUGGGGCCGCGCAAGACGAUGUUCGUGCUAGUGAUAGUGGUGGGGUGCUUCGCGGUGCUGUGGCCGCGGAUCCUGUCGCCGCUGCUGGCGGGCGGGCGCGAGCAGCUCAAGCCCAACCAGUUCGACCGGGACGCAGGAUGCUGCGAAGUGCUGUUCGCGUCAGAAAUGGCCGUCCUAGAGCUGGUCACAGAGGUCUGCAACUCAGCGGUAGGCACCGACGGCCGACGGUCGGUCUACGCCGUCAACGAAUGCCGCAAGUCCCUGAACGAUACCUGCGGCGUCGACAUCGCGGCGUUCCUCAAACGUAAAGACAACGUUGGGAAGAGCACUAAAGUGCUACUGGAGAGCCUUCAGAGUAGCAACAGCUCCUGUCUCCGGGAGAACUUUGGCGUCAACGUGUGGAGCGUCAGCCCUCACGUAGCCGUCAACUCGUGGCAGAUGUCUGAGAUGAUAAAGCAAGAGCGCCCCCCCAUCCGGGGCUCCGGGCCGCACCCAGCUCUGAAGGAGCGGGGGCGCGCCAUCCCGCCCGGCGCCCCCACGCCGCCGUCCCGGGGGCCGGUGCCGCUGCCGCCGCACGUCAGGGUACGCUCCCCGCUGCAGGGGUACUACGAGGUAGAGGUGCAGCCGCCGCCGAUCCCCGGCAUGCGCCCCCCACUAGGCUCCCCGGGGGGCCCCGUCGCCGCGCCCAAGUCCUCUAUGGGACUCGUCAUGCCCAUCUACACCAUCUGCAUCAUUGUGUUCUUCGUGUAUACGCUGAGUAAGAUUCUGUUCAAGCGCACGGGCACCGUCCCGUACGACCAGGUGCAGUCGGACCCGCAGUUCCGCCGCCGCGUGUUCAGAGACGACUCGCGCACCAGCCCCGACAACAAGUUCGGCCACAAGGAGAAAGAUACAAGAGACGAAGAGCUAGCAGCGCUGCGAGCGAGACUGGCUGAGACGGAGCGAGCCAUGCAGCGCAUCGUGACGAAGCUGGCUGAGCGUGACGCGGAAGCGCCGGAUAAUAACGCUCGCCCGUACACUAACGGAACUGUACCUAACGCGGAUAACGCCCCGGUGCGCAUCGUAGCCACCGAAUACGUAGAACCUUCCAGAGAAAAGACCCCUGAAGCCAAAGAGAAAGAAAGCACUCCAGAUAUCACAGAACCUAGCCCGGAAAAGACACAACCUGCCCCAGUAGAGAAAGAGUCUACCCCUGAGGAGAAAGAAACGACUCCAGAAGUCAAAGAAACUACCCCAGAAGAAAGGGAACCGACGCCAGAAAGCAAAGAGCCUACACCGGAGAAAGAGGCCUCACCAGAAAAAGAGGCUUCACCAGAGCCAAAACAAUCUUCGCCUGAACAAAUUGAGUCAGAGGAGGAAGAAGAAGAAAAAUUAGAAGAUGAGAAGGAGGAAUCUCCAGAACCGGAAAAGAUUAAAAUUGAUCACAAAAGUACAAACGGAAACGCAAUCAAACAUGCCGAGGUGGAUGUAAAGAAAUCGACAGAGAGCUUCCUAGACGAGGCAAGAGAUGCAAAAGAAAAAGAAGAAGACAAGAAACAGUCUACGCCGGAACUUCUAGAGGAGGCUUUGCAGGAGUCGGAGGAAGAAGUGGAGGAAAUAGAGGAAGUGGAGGAAGAAGAAGAGGAGGAGGACGAGGAAGAUGAAGUUGCGCCCUCAGAGAAUUCUGCAGUUAAAGUGGUGGGGAUGGAGGUAUCGUCUUCUUCCCGCGCGGGCUGGGCGCCCCCCCGCGCGCCGCCGCGCCCCGCGCACAUCGUGCACUCUGCGGAGGACGUGAAGAGCAUCUACCUGCAGACGGAGAUCCCGCAGCAGUCCAAGGUGCUGGUGGCGGACUUCGCGCAGGGGCGUCCCGCGCCCGCCGAGCGGCCCGGCAAGCGUGCGCCGCUGGUUGUGAGCGGCAAGAUGACGCUGUCCCUCAUCCAGGACGCGCCGCGGGACACCCCCGAGAGAGAUGCAGAAUCCACGGUGGAUGACUUCACGACGGCCAGUGCGAUGACACAGCAUGCGGAGAAUAACUCUGACGACUACUCUGAGGAAGAGGUGGAGGAGGAAGUCGAGGAGGAGGAGCUGGAGGAAGAUGAGGAUGCGGAGGACGCGCCGGGGAACGCACGCAAAUGAACUGAUUACAGUAGUGACGUCACGCGGGGCGGAGAAGCAGCUGAUAAACUGACUAGCCAUUUGUUCAAGCAAGCCACGACGAAUGUUUUUUUAUAGGUAAAAAGGAGUGGUUUAUUAAAGUUAUUCUAUCAAAUCGGGAAUAAGAAUAAGGAAUUAUAAUUAUUUAUCCUAUAAAAAUAUGAGAGUUUGUAAAAUUCCGAAACGAUGGUAGCACUGUCGCUUAACCAAUCAGUGAAUCUCAUUGUAAACAUGGUUACUGAACCAACCAAUAACAAGCUGGUCAAUCGCCAGUAGCUCUUAUUACCUGGCGUUUUUCUUCACAUUAAAUAACUUUUAGAAGAGUGACACGAUUUAACCAAGUCUGGCUAGGUAUAUAUACUUAAAUUUUUAUGAUUGUCGUGAAAUAGUUGUAGUUAGAUGGACAGCGUUUUUAAGUAUAAGAAUAGAGAAAGGGUCAUACUGUAGCGUAAGUAGAUACUGCUGAGAUGAUGGCGUCAGUUUAUCAGUAGAUAUUUCAAUCCCGGAUUUUUUAAAGAAUGUCCGUAAUUUUAUAACUUAAAAUGUUUAUAAACGAAUUUAUAUCAGGAAUGGGUACGAUAUAAAAAUACUUAAGUAUUAGUAAUGUAAUUUCGUACCAUUAACCUACUUUUCCCUUUUUCGUACAUAGCUUCCGUAAAUACUUCCAUUGUUACGUAGUUUAAAAUACCACGAAUCACAAGUUUAAUACUACGAAUCACAAGAUCUAGUAGGUGUUAAGCGAAAUAAUUAUUAAAUGUAUUAUUUUCUUUCUUUCUCUUUUACAACUUUAUUGCAAUUUAU
Plutella xylostella (diamondback moth) is the source of this 3392-nucleotide messenger RNA. The record is from RefSeq and is a predicted model, not a curated record. NCBI's taxonomy places the organism in Eukaryota, Metazoa, Arthropoda, Insecta, Lepidoptera, Plutellidae.